GAGCUUACAAUGCUGCAGUGAAGGCCAUGCUGGAUUUAAUUGCAAUUUUUCUACUUUUUCUCCACCCCUUCACUUCCUUGUGCUGCAGACAGUCACCUAUGAUGCCAAUGAUUCCUCCGAUGGGAGGCGGCUUUGGAAUGGGUGGCUUCCCUACAAUGGGCGGUUUUGGCCUUGGAUUUCCUUCCAGUAAUAUGUUUGGAACCGGUUCAGCCUGGGCAGCGAGCGGAGGGUUAAUCGGCAAUGCAUUGGCAUUUCUUCUCGGUUAACAAGUGUAACAAAUGUUAUGCAGUUAUUCGCUACAUUAAAAUUAGUUUUUACUCAAUCAACUGAUUCUAGUUUGUAGUAGCACCAUGCAAAAUCAGU
Cylicocyclus nassatus is the source of this 363-nucleotide messenger RNA. The record is from the annotation of a GenBank genome assembly. Lineage: Eukaryota; Metazoa; Nematoda; Chromadorea; Rhabditida; Strongylidae.